AAUUAAAAUAAACUAAAGUGGAAGGCAUAGGUUAAAUUAGAAAUUUAGUUCCAAUAUUAAAUAUAGAUGAAAAAAGAAAAGCAAUCACAGAUGAACCAACACAAAGCCAUAAGAACCUCAACAAAAACCCCUCGCUUUUGUCAACUUCACUUUUCUCUUCCCCCAUUUUUUUUAUUUUCUUCUUUCUCACCCAAACUUACAAUUAUUCUUCCACUUUUACACCCUAAAAACACACACCUUCCAAUUUUCAUCUCUGUUUUUCCACAAUUUCCCCUGUUUCCUUUCUUCUGCUUCUUCGUCUUCUUCGUCUUCUUCCUAAUGAGGAGAAGCAUUGCUACUUGUUACAGUGAACAUGCCGUUAAAGUCUCCGAUUCUUAUUGCUCUGGCCCUUCUCCUAAUCCCCAUGUCUUCUCCAAAUUCCCUUCUUCUAAUUCCCCUCUCUCUGUUUCUUCCAUUUACAGAGCAAAGCUUUCCGCUUCAAAUGAUCUUCUUAUUCUUCUCCAUUGGACUGCUAAAGAUUUGGGUCAAUCCUUUAAAAUCAAGAUCAAUUCAAUUUCCCUUCCCAUUCUCACUACCAAGGGUCUCAAAUCGUUCAAAUUCGAUCACAAUUCCGAGAUUUCGGUCUUUUGGGAUAUCUCCGAUGCCCGAUUCGAUCCUGGGCCAGACCCGAGUUCUGGGUUUUACAUAGCCGUCACGGUGGAUUCCGAAAUUGCGUUGCUGAUGGGUGAUGAGAGGGAUAAAUUGGUGAAACUGGGAGUUCUGAAAGAGAAUACGGAUACCCAAUUGUUGAAAUUCUCCCUGGUUUCUAGGAAGGAGGAUUUUUGUGGUGACGAUUCUGUUUUCUUGACGAAGGCUAGAUUCUCGGACGAGGGUGGGGUUCAUGAGAUUGUGGUAAAGUGCGGGGGCGGAGGAGAGGAAAUGAGGAACCAGAGAUUGGCGGUGUUUAUUGAUAAGAAACAGGUAUUUGAAGUGAAGAGGUUGAAGUGGAAUUUUCGAGGGAAUCAAACGAUAUUUUUAGAUGGGUCGGUGGUUGAUAUGAUGUGGGAUGUAUACGAUUGGCUAUUCCGACCGGAGUCUGCGGCGGGGGCGGCGUUCAUGUUCAGGAAGAGAAGUGGAUUGGACAGUCGGCUGUGGCUGGAGGAGAAGACGAAACAAGAAAAGCCUGGCUUCUCUUUGUUGAUUCGAGCUUGGAAAUUUGUUCAAUGUUCUUUUCUUUCAACAUGGGAUGUUUGGGGUUUUUCACCUAUUGUAACUUGUAUAUAUUCUAAUCAUGAACAAAAUAUGUAAAUUUGAAGGCACAUGUAUGAGUUUAAUUGUCUCUCUUUUGUAUUUUUCUUUUUCUAUUUGAGUUAUGAUCAUGUUAUUUGUGUUGAAUUAAGUAAACUAUUGUAGUUCUCUCAAUGUAUUGACAUCUCCUUAUAAUA
This is a messenger RNA of Cucumis sativus (cucumber), 1424 nucleotides long. RefSeq lists its product as uncharacterized. Lineage: Eukaryota; Viridiplantae; Streptophyta; Magnoliopsida; Cucurbitales; Cucurbitaceae. The record is from RefSeq and is a predicted model, not a curated record. The transcript is spliced from 2 exons. The coding region runs from base 67 to 1287 and encodes 406 amino acids.